GAUCAAUACGGGGAGUCUGGUUGAAGAAGUUUGUUCCCAGUUCUUUGUUGUAAAUCGUUUCCCCGCGUGAGUCUUGCUCUUUCCAUCACGUAGCUCAUCAGAUACAACCGGAGUGAUCGACCGGAGCCCGUAUGUUUGUAUAAACUUGUUCAAGUGGACGUUGUUUAAAUAUUCGGGGCGUUUUAACUCAGACUCCCCGUUAGCCAAGAAUGCUAACGGAAGUUAGCGUAGCGUGCUAGCUGGAAAUAGACGGAGACUGAACUCGACCGCACAGCGCUAGUCGGAGAGACUAUUGGAUAGAGAUCAAACCGUAUGUUUCAUGGAUUCACAAUGUCCAGAUAAACCUGUCUGAAUGGACUCUGUGCUGUUCCCUUUAUUUGAAAGAUUGUACACGUCUGAAUUAUCUCCUGGUGUCCUGCGAAGCUAAGGAAGUUAGCUUGCUAGCUGGAAGUACACGGACCCGAACGUAACUUCACAGCGCACUUCAGAGUGAGCUAACGGUUUUUAACGGACUGUAACUGAAGGAAACGUUUCUGUCAGUGUGUGAAAAUGUCUAAAGUUAAAAUGCUGAGAGCUUUUGUGAACCAGCGACUAACUGCGGCUGCUGAAGAGAUAUUUGGGCUGUUUGAAAGCACGAUAGCAGAGUACGAGGAGGAACUUUGUCGUUCAAGAGAGAAGAACGAGCGACAACAGAAACUACUGGACGCUGUUUUCAACCAUGAAGUCCAGAUACACAGAGCAGAUGUCCAGCAGCUGUCAGUGGAUAAAGAUUGGGUUCCCCCUGAGCAGCAGGAGUGGAGCUCCAGUCUGGACCAGGAGGACCUAGAGCCCCCCCCACACAUUAAAGAGGAACAGGAGGAACUCUGGACCAGUCAGGAGGAAGAGCAGCUUCAAGGGCUGGAGGAGGCUGAUAUCAAGUUCCCGUUCACUUCUGUCCCUGUGAAGAGUGAAGAAGAUGAUGAAGAGAAAGCUCAGUCCUUCCAGCUUCAUGAAAGCCAAACUGAGGAGAACAGAGAGGCCGAGAGAACAGAAGGUGAUGGAGAGGACUGGGGAGGACCAGGACCAGCCAGGAACUCAGAUCCAGAUAGUCCUUUACAACCAGCUACUCAUGACAAGACUUCAGACUCUUCCUCUGAAACAGAAGUGAAACCAUUUUGUUGCUCCUUUUGUGGUAAAAGAUACCCUCUGAAGUCAUCCUUAACGAGUCACAUGAUACUUCAUUCAGAAGAAAAACGGUUCACCUGCCCAGUGUGUGAACUAGUUUUCAGUAGCAAAGGCAAUUUGGUUAUACACAUGAGAAUCCACACAGGGGAGAGACCAUUUAGUUGCCCAUUUUGUAGUAAAAGAUUCGCACAAAAGGGAAAUCUGAGAAAACACAUGACUCUCCACACAGAUGUCCAGCAGCUGUCGGUGGUGAAAGCAGAGGUUCCCCCUGAGCAGCAGGAGUGGAGCUCCAGUCUGGACCAGGAGGACCCAGAGCCCCCCCCACACAUUAAAGAGGAACAGGAGGAAUUCUGGACCAGUCAGGAGGGAGAGCAGCUCCAAGGGCUGGAGGAGGCUGAUAUCAAGUUCCUGUUCACUCCUGUUCCUGUGAAGAGUGACGAAGAUGAUGAAGAGAAAGCUCAGUCCUCACAGCUUCAUGAAACCCAAACUGAGGAGAACAGAGAUUCAGAGAGAGCAGAAGCUGAUGGAGAGGACUGGGGAGGACCAGAACCAGCCAGGAACUCAGAUCCAGAUAGUCCUUUACAACCAGCUACUCAUAACAAGACUUCAAACUCCUCUGAAUCUCAGACUGACAGUGCAGACUGGGAGGAGACUCUGCAAAACAAUGAAGUAGCUGUAAGUGAUGUGGAAUGUAAUACUGGAAACACAUCAGUUAGCUCCUCUGAAUGUGCUGGAAGCUUUGGCGGAAAUAUCUUUGUAUUCAGUCACACUUUGGGUCAACACACGACAACCCACACAGGGGGGAAAUCAUUUAGUUGUUCAAUUUGCAGUAAAACAUUCGCAGACCCUAGAAAUCUGAGACGACACAUGUCCGUCCACACAGGCGAGAAACCAUUUAUUUGUUCAAUUUGCGGUAAAGGAUUCGCUCAAAAGACACAUCUCAGGAAACACCUGGUUAUCCACACAGGUGAGAAAACAUUCAUUUGUUUCUUCUGUGAAAAAAGAUUUCGAGACCGUAGCUCUCUGAAGCGACACCUGAUCGUCCACACGGGGGAAAAACAAUUUAACUGUUCGCUUUGUGAUAAAAGAUUCGCACUAAAGCAAACUCUGAAACGGCACUUGCUUGUCCACACGGGGGAGAAGUUAUAGUUUUGUGAUUAAAGAUUUGCAGACCCUAGUGGUCUGAGACGACACUUUACGGUCCACUUUGUAGAAAUAGUUGCUCAGACAAUUCUUUUCCAGCAGAAUUAAAGGUCCCCCAUGACAUGCUGCUUUUUGGAUGCUUUUUAUACAGGCCUUAGUGGUCCCCUAAUACUGUAUCUGAAGUCUCUUUUA
This is a messenger RNA of Perca fluviatilis (European perch), 2499 nucleotides long. Its product is annotated as zinc finger protein 605-like. The transcript has 3 exons. Bases 550 to 2313 code for a protein of 587 amino acids. The record is from RefSeq and is a predicted model, not a curated record. Gene Ontology annotation, biological process: regulation of transcription by RNA polymerase II. Gene Ontology annotation, molecular function: RNA polymerase II cis-regulatory region sequence-specific DNA binding; DNA-binding transcription factor activity. NCBI's taxonomy places the organism in Eukaryota, Metazoa, Chordata, Actinopteri, Perciformes, Percidae.